Molecule: messenger RNA, 645 nt
Organism: Mycena indigotica
Lineage: Eukaryota; Fungi; Basidiomycota; Agaricomycetes; Agaricales; Mycenaceae
Exons: 3
Coding region: 1-645 (214 amino acids)
Source: RefSeq, a predicted model, not a curated record
AUGCAGCUCUCUCCGCUCCUCAGAAGCAGUCUGAAACUCUCGACCCGAGUACGAAAGUACACCAUAGUCAGGACGCCGCCUGCUAAUGCCCCACGUGAAUGCCCGACUCCCCUUCUUUUCGUGUCCGCCGCGAAAUGGGAUGCCGAUUCAGCCAAAGGGAUCGACUCCCUAUCUACAGUCCUGACAUCCAAGGGCUUCACAUGCAUUCAUUCCGAUUUGUCUCCCAAGACUACUACUGAGUGUCCGACCGCUCUCAUUGACGGAUUCGUUCAUGAGCUCAAAUCCGAGUUGCGACUUUCGGGUUACGCUUCCUUCUUUCCUCCAGUCAUCUUCGGACGCGCCGGUGCAUCACUUAUCGCUCAGGCUUAUAUCUCGUCAAAUCCGGUCUCCGCGAUGAUGCUUAUGGGUAACAUUCCUGCCAAGAACGCUGAAGUGCCCAAGACACUGCUGUCUGCACCACUUGAAGAAUUCAACUUCGAGCCCAAAUUCCCAAUUUCUCUGUUGACAACUCCACAACAUAUGCAGCAUUUACUCGAACACAAUAGACUGGCCAGAGCUGGAGUCAGCAGGUACGCGGUGGACGAGUUGGAUGGCCAAGAGGCACUUUUGAAAAUCGAAGAGUGGUUGGAUAAGCUGGGAAUUUAG